UCGCUGCUCAGUCAUCUUCUCAGAUAAUGAGCAUAAUCUCUCAUGUUCUCUGGCUCCUCCAGACUCUCCUAAGCCAGUACAUCCCGUGGCCCAUCUGAAGAUAUGUCCAGCAUGUCGCCGUCUCACGCGAGUUUUUGACUGCGACAAAGACAAAGCAUCUUGCAUCUGCUCGAGUCAGCAGCUGGUCGCAGAGGCUUUAGGAGCAGCGUGCAGCCAUGUCCACAAAGACUCUGAUUGAGGCAAAACAGGCUUCCUCGGCCGAACUUGCUACGCCCACAGAUCCGUACAAGACACUCAAAGACUGUCUUGCCGGGACCGCCGGUGGUAUUGGACAGGUGCUUGCGGGUCAACCGUUUGAUUGUGUCAAGGUUCGGUUGCAGACACAGCCCAAGGGCGCCAAUCUAUACAGUGGUGCUCUAGAUUGCGCGCAAAAGACGCUGAAGAAUGAAGGUGCGCGUGCAUUCUACAAAGGCACGCUGACACCACUUCUUGGCGUUGGUGCAUGCGUGUCGAUUCAAUUCGGUGUAUUUGGUGCAUUGAAGCGAUACUACACCGAUAAGAAUGCUGGAGGCGGUCUGACACGAGGCCAACUAUACCUCUCUGGUGGUCUUGCUGGCGCUGCCAACUCCAUUAUUGUCGGCCCUGUCGAGCAUAUUCGUAUUCGCCUACAAGCACAAAGCGACACCAACAAGCUCUACAACGGACCCUUGGACGCAGCUCGUAAAAUUUACGCAGAACGUGGUAUCCGUAGCAUCUUUCGUGGUUAUGGCCCUACCAUCUUCAGGGAGUCUCACGGCACUGGUAUCUACUUUACAACUUACGAGUCCCUGCUCAAAUGGGAGCUUGGCAACUCUGGUCGGACGCGCGAUCAAAUUCCUGCAUGGAAAUUGUGUACAUUUGGCGCAGCCGCAGGGUAUAGCAUGUGGCUAACCGUCUACCCGGUCGAUGUGGUCAAAUCACGCAUGCAGACGGAUGGUUUCGGUGCAAAACAAGUCUAUCGCAAUGCGCUGGAUUGCUUCAAGCAGACACUCGCGCAAGAUGGUGCGAGGGCGUUUUUCCGUGGCUUCUCACCGGUGCUGGUACGAGCUGCACCUGCUAAUGCGGCAACCUUCCUGUGCUAUGAGUACACCCGGCAAAUGCUGGGAUAGACUUGGUAAUUCUUUAUAGACAGAGCAUGAAGUGCUGCAUGACAUCUUUGAUCCAUCUGAAUAGAAUUGCUCACUGCCCCGGGUGGCCAGCGUCAUGAUGGUCAGUAAAUGGAAGGGUAUCCUGAUCAUCUCAUUGUGCAUCUGUAUUGGAACGCGGGUCACCUAGAAUCAGCAAGUAGAUUGAAAAAUCACACAAUAGCUCGAUCAAGGGCAGCAAGAGCCAUCAGGGAGGUUACUGGCCUCAUCACCAGAGCUCAAGGCUUGAAGCACAGAGUAUGAGUAUGCACUGACUCACAGCUUAGGAAUUUGAUUCUUGUCUCAGCGGCAAGACACAUACCGGGUUGAUAGACUUCUUCAGCGAC
This is a messenger RNA of Protomyces lactucae-debilis, 1510 nucleotides long. RefSeq names its product mitochondrial carrier protein. Gene Ontology annotation, biological process: mitochondrial L-ornithine transmembrane transport. The transcript has a single exon. Lineage: Eukaryota; Fungi; Ascomycota; Taphrinomycetes; Taphrinales; Protomycetaceae. The record is from RefSeq and is a predicted model, not a curated record. The coding region runs from base 216 to 1148 and encodes 310 amino acids. Gene Ontology annotation, molecular function: L-ornithine transmembrane transporter activity.